AAUGGAGCCGGUUGGAGGCGGUGAGCCUGGCAGCGCUGGGGCUUCCCGCUGAGCCCGCAGCAGCCGGCAGCAAGGAAGUGCGGGCGCGGGGCCGCCGCCGGCGCGCCCGGAGCGGCGCGGGGCGCACCCCGCGGGGAGCGCCGGAUCCCGGGGCCGGAGGCACGCAGAUGAGAAAAUUGAUACUGAGUUUACCUAAGAUCAAGCAGAUGGUAAAUGACACAGUCAGAACUUGAUCUUAACCAUCCUGCUAUACUCCCUUCCUCCUAAGAGUGUCAGGAAUUUUUCAAAUAGAAACUAAUUGCAGAGUUUCCGGUUGACCAGGCAUUCAUAGGAAUGAAGACAAUCACAGAGAUGGUGUGUCUAAGAAAUUUCAAAAGGUGUAGGCCUCCUGACUGAAGCACAGUCAACUUAUUGGAUUCAUUUUUUUUCAUUAUAUUUCUGUCCUCCUACAAGGGAAAGUCAUGAUUACACUAACAGAGCUAAAAUGUUUAGCAGACGCCCAGUCGUCUUAUCACAUCCUAAAACCGUGGUGGGACGUCUUUUGGUAUUACAUCACCCUGAUCAUGCUGCUGGUGGCCGUGCUGGCUGGAGCCCUCCAGCUCACACAGAGCAGGGUUCUGUGCUGUCUUCCGUGUAAGGUGGAAUUCGACAAUCACUGCGCCGUGCCUUGGGACAUCCUGAAAGCCAGCGUGAACACGUCUUCCGAUCCCGGGACGCCGCUUCCGCUCCCCCUCAGAAUCCAGAACGACCUCCACCGACAGCAGUACUCCUACAUCGACGCCGUCUGUUAUGAGAAGCAGCUCCACUGGUUCGCAAAGUUCUUUCCCUACCUGGUGCUCUUGCACACGCUCAUCUUCGCAGCCUGCAGCAACUUUUGGCUGCACUACCCCAGUACCAGUUCCAGGCUCGAGCAUUUUGUGGCCAUCCUUCACAAGUGCUUCGAUUCUCCGUGGACCACCCGUGCCCUGUCAGAGACGGUGGCUGAGCAGUCAGUGAGGCCCCUGACACUCUCCAAGUCCAAGGCUUUGCUUUCUUCCUCAGGGUGCUCAGCUGAGGUUGAUUCCAACAAGCAGUCAUUGCCCUACCCGCAGCCUGGCUUAGAGUCAGCUGGCAUAGAAAGCCCAACUUCUAGCGUCCUGGACAAGAAGGAGGGCGAACAGGCCAAAGCCAUCUUUGAAAAAGUGAAAAGGUUCCGCAUGCACGUGGAACAGAAGGAUAUCAUUUAUAGAGUGUAUCUGAAGCAGAUAAUAGUCAAAGUCAUUUUGUUUGUCCUCAUCAUAACUUACGUUCCGUAUUUUUUAACCUACAUUACUCUUGAAAUUGACUGUUCAGUGGAUGUGCAGGCUUUUACUGGAUAUAAGCGCUACCAGUGUGUCUACUCCUUGGCAGAAAUAUUUAAGGUCCUGGCUUCAUUUUAUGUCAUCUUGGUUAUACUUUAUGGUCUUACCUCCUCCUACAGCUUGUGGUGGAUGCUGCGGAGUUCUCUGAAGCAAUAUUCUUUUGAGGCGCUGAGAGAAAAAAGCAACUACAGUGACAUCCCGGAUGUCAAGAAUGACUUCGCCUUCAUUCUGCAUCUGGCUGAUCAGUACGAUCCUCUUUACUCCAAACGCUUCUCCAUAUUCCUGUCGGAGGUCAGUGAGAACAAACUGAAACAGAUCAACCUCAACAACGAAUGGACGGUCGAGAAACUGAAAAGCAAGCUUGUGAAAAAUUCCCAGGACAAGAUAGAACUGCAUCUUUUCAUGCUAAACGGUCUUCCAGACAAUGUCUUUGAGCUGACAGAAAUUGAAGUGCUAAGCCUGGAGCUGAUCCCUGAGGUCAAGCUGCCUUCUGCGGUCUCGCAGCUGGUCAACCUCAAGGAGCUCCACGUGUACCAUUCGUCUCUGGUGGUCGACCAUCCUGCCCUGGCCUUUCUAGAGGAGAAUUUAAAAAUCCUCCGCCUGAAAUUUACUGAAAUGGGGAAAAUUCCACGCUGGGUAUUUCAUCUGAAGAAUCUCAAGGAGCUUUACCUGUCAGGCUGUGUUCUACCUGAGCAGGUGAGUACCAUGCAGUUGGAGGGCUUUCAGGACUUGAAAAACCUGAGGACCCUCUACUUGAAGAGCAGCAUCUCCCGGAUCCCACAAGUCAUUACAGACCUCCUGCCUUCGCUGCAGAAGUUGUCCCUCGAUAACGAGGGGAGCAAGCUGGUUGUAUUGAACAACUUGAAAAAGAUGGUCAAACUGAAAAGCCUGGAGCUGAUCAGCUGCGACCUGGAACGCAUUCCGCACUCCAUUUUCAGUCUGAACAAUUUGCAUGAGUUAAACCUCAAAGAAAAUAACCUUAAAACUGUGGAAGAGAUCAUUAGCUUUCAGCAUCUCCAGAAUCUUUCCUGCUUAAAGUUGUGGCACAAUAACAUAGCUUAUAUUCCGGCCCAGAUUGGGGCAUUAUCUAAUCUAGAGCAACUCUCUUUGGACCAUAAUAACAUUGAGAAUCUGCCCCUGCAGCUUUUCCUAUGCACCAAACUACAUUAUUUGGAUCUAAGCUAUAACCACCUGACCUUCAUUCCAGAAGAAAUCCAGUAUCUGAGUAACUUGCAGUACUUUGCUGUGACCAACAACAAUAUUGAGAUGCUACCAGAUGGGCUGUUUCAGUGCAAAAAACUGCAGUGUUUACUUUUGGGGAAAAAUAGCCUGAUGAGCUUGUCCCCUCACGUGGGUGAGCUGUCGAACCUUACUCAUCUGGAGCUCAUUGGUAAUUACCUGGAAACACUUCCUCCUGAACUGGAAGGAUGUCAGUCCCUCAAACGGAGCUGUCUGAUUGUUGAGGAGAAUUUGCUCAAUACUCUUCCUCCCCCUGUAACAGAACGUUUGCAGACAUGCUUAGAUAAAUGUUGACCUAAAGAGGAAAAUAAUUUUUAAAAGUACACUCCAGGGCUUUAUCUGAGAACUCAAUUUACCUAAGUUAUAAAGAUGAACAAUGGAUAAUUAUGACUAACUAUAACCAAAUGUCUUAUUAAAGCAACUCAGUGUCUAUCCCUAAAUUAAACAGGUAAAAAGUAUUAACACUGAACUAAAGUUUUGUGAAUAAUUGAUCUUUAACUUAUGGAAAUAUAAGAAGUACGCUUGGAGGGUGGAAUGGGGACAAGAAAUUAUUGAAUCUCUACAUUGCAGUUUGUAUCUUUUGAAGAUUAGGUAUUACUUAUUUGCAUACUUGUUUUAACUGACUUCCUGUUUUGAUAUUUAUCACCUAGACCAUAAACUCAUCAACAUAAAUUCCCUUGAUGUGUACACUGAGCACUGUCUUUGAUUUAUGGUCUUAAAUAUUUUUAGGCAGGGUACAUUGUGCUAGGCAGAAUUCCUUCUGGCUUAAUUUUUACUUCCUGUCCCAGCUUGUUUUGAGUCUUCCUCCAUCUGAUUUUCUCUUAACAACAAUGAUGAACCCUGAGAAAGUGCCUGCCUUUGGCCUUUGCAUAGAACAGGAGCAGGGUACUUAGGACAUGUCACCCUCGGGGCAUCCUAAAAAUUAAUGUAUACUCAAAUUUUUUCUUGUAUAUCAUCAAAGCCUUUUUUAUUUGCUAAUCAUUUUUAUAUUAAAUAUAAAACAUACAAAUAUUUUUAUUGUAUAAUCUUGGAUUCAAAAUCUGUGAGAAUAAUUUUUGUAAGGUACAGAGAAACACAUCCUUUUCUUUAAGAAUUUACUAUUAAUAUACUUGGUUUUGGCUGCGUAUGAUUCUCAUAUUUGUGCACAUUCUGUUCCAAAAUGUUUUUGUACUCUGCAACUAAUUACUUUUGGAUAACAAAAGCCUUGUGUUUCAUGCCCUAAAAUAUUUGGGGGGUUUCCUUGUAAGAGGAUGGCCACAUCAUCUACCUCUCUCUUCCCUAGUGCUGUGCUAUUGUACGGGUACAAUUCUUAAUUACUUCAAAAACUGUGAUGGAGGGGAGAGGUGCAGAUUUGAAUCUUUAAAACUGAUUUUAAAGCAUUCUGUAGAAAUUAAGUAAGAGUUAAGCAAAAUACUUUCUUCUCCAUCUGCAUGAUCUCUAGAUAGGAUUAUAAUGUAAAACACUCAGCUUAAAAUUCAGUGCUUAAAAUGAGUUCUCAGAGCUCACAAAGAAAUAGAUCUGGUUAACUGAAAUUCAUCUCAUGCCUUUGUCUAACUUUUCUGGAAUACAUUUUGCUCUUUUUUAUAAAGAGCUUUGUGUUUGGCUUUUUAUUAUCAUACAUAUUGUAAAAUGAAUAAAAUCGACUGACUCAUUUUGGGGAAACGUACAUUUUCAAUGUGUUUUUCUCUAAUGGGUCUAGGCAUUGUGAUGCUGUCUCAUUUUGGAUGUAACUAUGAAGUAAUCUAUUAACUGCACCUAGACAAAACUGGAAAACACUAUGGGUAAAGAGUACUGUAAACAUGGAAUUGUGUUGUAUGGUAUGUUUUUUCUUGCUUUGUCCCUUCCAGAAAGAUGAAAGUCUAAAUGAUGGCAAAAUGUAGCUUCCCUCACCUGCCACACACCCCUGGACUAACAUUCAGAGAAAAGAGUUGUUCACAUCAAAUGAAAUUUGAGUAAUAGCUAUAAAAAAUAGAAAACACCAAAGGCUGCCUAAAACAUUAUUGUUUAUUCUGAAUGACAAAGAACAGUGUAAAAAUGCAAUUCUUACCAAAACUUGCCUUUAGUCAGAACAUUCAAGUUCUCAGGGAGCCAGGCAUAACUGAUGAAACUUUCUUGUAGGAUUUCAGAAAACAGGUUCUGACCAUAUCUAGGGUUUUAUGUUAUUUUCAAUCUUUUGAAUGUUGAGUUCUUUGUCAUUUUAAUGUUUCACAUCUCUGUUGCACAAUAGAAUUGUCAUGUGUACCGAUAGGAUUGUGUUGGAUAGGAUUAUCUUAUGUUUGGAACAUGAAUAUGAUACAUGGAAAUAUGAUACAUGGAAAUAUGUUUAAAUGUUUUGGGCCAUAUAAUUAGCCAUAAUGUGUAUGAAAGAUCUUACCCCCUUCUAUAAGGAAGAGUUUUUAAAACAAAUUUCAGAUUUGCUACUAUUCCCCUGACAAACUACAACUCCUCCCCGCUAGUCACCAGUUCUGUUCACCUGCAGAAGUCACUAGCCAAACCUUCCUUAUCACCCUUCUAAAUUUCUGGAAGCAAGUUACUAUCAGGAUCAAUAAUGAGUUUUUUAAGCUUCUUUCCAAACACUAGGGUUUGGUUACUAAUGCAAACUCUGUUGUUCUUCAUGCCAGAGUUUUUAGGUUUACUUUUUUAUUUCAAUCCUACACUCCAGUGUUUAGGUAACUUUUGAAAUGAUGUAGCACUGAGGCCAUGAACGCUGAGACCACCACUUAACACACAAAAUUGUGAUGUUUGAUGCCACCUUUACUGCAAUGUUGGAGCAGAUAUUCAAUUUGGAAGAGGAUUUUAAAUGAAGAAAAUUAAGUUUAUUCAAUUAUAAUUUUAAGACUUUAGUUGAUUUCCAAGAAUGUGUAGUGCAUUUUCCAAAAAAUAAAUAUGGAUGUUAUUCAGAACAAAGUUGAAGGCGUAUGCUAGCAUUGGUUCAUUUUAUUUACAUACACACACACAGAUACACAAUGAUGAGCUUGCACACACACACAGACACACACACGCCCCAUGUAUACAAAAUGUAAUUUAUUAGUUUUGGAUAUGUUUAAUAUUUCUCCAAAGUUGUAAGAGGUUGUAGGUUAAUGCUAGGAUAUUAAUUCUUUUUUAUUCCUUACUUGUAAUCAUGGAGUAUUCUGUUCUCUUAGUUGUAAUGUUAAAACUAAAUGCUCAAACUUGGUCAGCGACCUAAGUGGUUUUGAGCAUUCCUUGUAAGGUGUGGUGUUCCUUCACUAACAUACAUCAGGGUAUAUCUGUGUGGCACAUAGACACGGUGUUUUCAUUCUUCAUCCUCAGUCUUCAUUGUUCCUCUGAUAUCACCAUGUUUCACUGUCACUUAGCAAAUGUUUGUGUUAAACAGGGUAAAUAGAGAUCCUCAAGGUCUCAUUGUUGUGGCAUAGCUCCAACGUGUGUGCUGUGGUGAGCUGCAGUGAGUUAUCUGCAUAACAUUAUUGUUUGAUAGUGAAAAUAUUUGUUUCUGUUCUUCAGGUGUCUCAUGAUUCAAAUUUUGUAUGUUGAAUUAAAGUAUUGCAUAAUAUUGAUGGGUUCAGAAACCAUUAAAAUAAUCAAACAAUUAUUCUGUGGAUUUAUAGCUUUAUUUCCUUGUAUUUUCAAUCAAAUGCUCUUCCCAUCGUCACUUUCUCUUAGCAUUGUCCCAUCCACAUAAGGUAUUUUGUUUUCCCUCUCCACUCACCCAUCUCCUUAAAUUUAUAUAGUAACAAAAUAUAUUUGUGCUAGAGAACUUGCGAUACUACUUGAGCAUGUAUUUAUUUGGGGGGAAGCCAGAGCCUGUAAUUAUGCCUAAUUGAAUAGUUCUACUUGACCCAUCCCUGCAGUGUUUAGAGCUGAUCCAAUGAUCCCUCAUCUGUACCAGCAGCAUGAGAAUAUAACUGUAAAUCCACUUUGUUUUCAGGAACUGUAUAUUGCAUCAGAAUCUGUGUUUAUUUCUUUCUGGAAACAAGAGGAAGGCUGGUGGGAGAGGGGAGGAGUUAUUUUGCAUCCUGGUUUGAAUUAUGAAGACAUUAUAUACAUGAAAUGGCCUAAACUAGUAACUGUUGCAAAAUGCCCUGGAUAUAAUUAUUUCUUAUCUUCAGCUGGAUAUGAAAGCUGAAGCAGUGAAAAAACUGCAGUCCUUUUAAUUGGUUUCUUCCUGUUUCUGGUCCAUCACUUCUACAUCCACUGGGAACUAUCUACUAAGUACCUUUGGUAAUGGACUACAUUCUCUUCAACUUUUUUUUUUU
This is a messenger RNA of Orcinus orca (killer whale), 6814 nucleotides long. RefSeq names its product leucine rich repeat containing 8 VRAC subunit B (gene LRRC8B). The record is from RefSeq and is a predicted model, not a curated record. Gene Ontology annotation, molecular function: protein binding. The coding region runs from base 462 to 2873 and encodes 803 amino acids. Lineage: Eukaryota; Metazoa; Chordata; Mammalia; Artiodactyla; Delphinidae. The transcript is spliced from 6 exons.